AUGCUGUGGUUUCGCGCGAUUCUUGGUGGAGCCCUCGCGGCCAGCGGCGUGUCUGCCUUCACUGGCAACACGACGGGCUAUAUUAACGAUCUGUUCGAUCAGUCCAUGAGCUUCCUUGACCAGAUCUACGACCCCAACGCCGGUUAUCUGUGGUACUUCUACUAUCCUCUCGCCGCGGGUAAACACGAGACUCGGUCGACGGUGUGGUAUGCCGCCGGGUUGCUGCGCCGGAAUGAGGGAGACGAUGUGGAUAACGCGGUCAAGAUUAUCACGAGCGUCAUUGGUGAUCAGCAGAAGAACAUAAGUGCUCAAUGGUUCGGAGACUACACCAAGUACCCCGAAGAACCAACAGUCGGCACAGCUUGGUAUCCAGAGAACAUUUACAACUCGUGGGACCCCAACUGGCGAGGCUUCAUCGGCACCACUCUGAUCGUCAUCUACGAGGAAUAUGGGCACCUGCUCCCAUCCCAGGUCCAGACGCUCAUAGUCGAAAGCAUGCGAAACAACACCAUCGGCGACAGCUACCGCGUCGGCGGCGUGGACGGCGACAACCUGUACCCAGCGUACUCGAACCCGGCGCUGAUGCGCGCGGUGGCGUCGGGCUGGACGGGCCGCAAGCUCAACGACAGCAACAUGACGGCGGCGGGCGAGGCGUACGCGCAGGAGAUCCUGGACCUCUUCGACCGCAACAACACGCUCUCCGAGUUCAACUCGGCCACGUACGCCGGCAUCAGCCUGUACGCCCUGACGCUGUGGGCAAAGUACAUCCCGGACGACGGCUCGUCCGUGAUGCGGGCCAACGGCGCACGCAUGGUCGCCGACAUCUGGACGACCGUCGGCGAGCUGUACAACGCCAACCUGCGCAACGUGGCCGGCCCCUGGGACCGCACGUACGGGUGGGACAUGAACAUUUACAUCGGCAUCCUGAACGCGUACAUCUGGUCGCUGGUUGGCGCGGACCGCGCGCCCGGCAUCAACACGGUCAGCAAGGGCGGGCGGACCCCGGCGUGGGCGACGACGCACGCCGACGACUUCGAGAUCGCGCCGCUGCUGGCGGCAAUAUUGCCGUUCCACCACACGCUGAUCCCGGACUCGGUCGUCGAGAAGCUGGCGGCGUUCCCGGGCGAGCACACGUACACGACGGCAGCGCUCUCGCCGCCGUGGGACCUCGCCCCGCGCAACGUGACCAGCUGGAUCGGCGAGAGCCUGACCAUCGGCGCCGAGAGCUUCGACCAGACCGUCGUGGGCGGCGCGUCCAUCAACCAGGAGCAGUGGGCCCCGGCUGUUGCGCAGUGGCUCCGGGCCGACGGCAGCAUCGGGUGGUUCUCGUACUAUGCGACCGAGUCGGCCAUGCAGGUCGACGUGCAGCCUUACCGGCUCGAGCUGACGUACCCCAAGGGCUACGAGAGCAGUAUCUUCACGUUCAUCAUUGGAUCGAAUCCAUUGGGCCAGAAGAGGGACGUGUUGGAAUGGGGUGAUGUGAUGGGACUGAAUGUCAACGUCAGCGGGACGGUGGACCUGAGCCACGAGGUCGCCUUUUGCGGCCUUGCCGGUGGUUCGUGCGACAUUAUCCAUGGCUUCGAGUUCUGGAAUUUCACCUAUGUGAUGCCAGCUGGGAGCUCGGACACGCCAAACAUUGUAUUGGAGCUCGAGCUUGUGUAA
Molecule: messenger RNA, 1662 nt
Organism: Diaporthe amygdali
Lineage: Eukaryota; Fungi; Ascomycota; Sordariomycetes; Diaporthales; Diaporthaceae
Exons: 3
Coding region: 1-1662 (553 amino acids)
Source: RefSeq, a predicted model, not a curated record